Molecule: messenger RNA, 1092 nt
Organism: Anopheles maculipalpis
Lineage: Eukaryota; Metazoa; Arthropoda; Insecta; Diptera; Culicidae
Product: dehydrogenase/reductase SDR family member on chromosome X
Exons: 5
Coding region: 16-1092 (358 amino acids)
Source: RefSeq, a predicted model, not a curated record
CCGAUCGCACCGAAGAUGGGUCUACUGCUGAUGAUCGGGCUGCCCGUUGGGCUACUGUUGGCCAUCUUUUUCUUCAUGAAAUCAUCGAAGGAGAUGCCGAAGAACUGGUCGCAGUUUGUGUGUGAAGUGCGGAUGCAGAUCUGCGGUUUCCAGGGUCUGCUGGACGAUUUCAUCAUGCGACCGCGGAAUAAAGUCGAACUUUAUAAGCAGCCGGGCAAGAUUGCUCUCAUCACCGGCGGAAAUCGAGGCAUUGGGUUGCGUAUCGUCAAGAAGCUGGUAGAGUGCGAGAUCGAAGUCAUUCUCGGUGUUCGCAAUCCGAUCGAUUCUCGAAAGGCAGUGGAAGCCUACCUAGAACACGCCAACAUUCCUCUUAGCAGCUGUAAGCUACACUUUGAACAGCUUGACAUCGGAAACAUGAAGUCGGUGCGGGAGUUUGCCACCAAGAUUAAGACCAAGUUCGACAAAAUUCAUCUCCUCAUCAACAAUGCCGGUGUUAUGAGCGUACCGUUUAAGCUCACCCCCGAAGGUUUCGAAUCGCACAUGGCCAUCAACUAUUACGGCCAUUUUCUGUUGACACAUUUGCUUCUGCCCCAGCUGAGAGCAGCCGGCACAGCGGAGUGUAAAGCGCGCGUAGUUAAUGUGUCGUCCUGUGUGCACAAGAUUGGAGAAAUCGAUUACAAGGACAUUAACAAAGUUAAAAACUACUACCCAGCAGAUGCGUACAACCAGAGCAAGUUGGCCCAGGUUCUGUUCGCCAAGUAUCUUACGCUGAUUUUCGAAGAGGAAGGAAUGCCGAUCCUAUCGAACUCGCUGCAUCCAGGUGUCGUCAAUACGGAUCUGUUCGAACACUCCAGCACCAACUACAUUCCAUGGAUUCGGGCACUGCUGUUCAAGAAUCCGGAAGAAGGCUCACGUACCGUCGUGUAUGCGGCCAUCUCUCCGAAGCUGGAGACGCGUAGUGGAUGCUAUCUGAGCAACUGCCGGGAGGCAAGCAGUCACCGGUACUGGAACAAUUCCGUCCAGUGUGAGAAACUGUUCAACUUCACUUGUGAUACGCUCGGUAUCGAUGAUUUCUUCUACAAGCGAAACUAA